Molecule: messenger RNA, 1219 nt
Organism: Punica granatum (pomegranate)
Lineage: Eukaryota; Viridiplantae; Streptophyta; Magnoliopsida; Myrtales; Lythraceae
Source: RefSeq, a predicted model, not a curated record
UUCUUCUUCCUUCGGAACAAAGGAAGAGAACGAUCCAGUCAUUUCUUCGGUCGAUCUCCGCUCCGCGCGCUCCCGGAGAUACCAAGCAGCCGGCUCCGCCACCGUCAUCGGGCCGCCCACCGCUCGGAGCUACAUUUCAGUCUCCACUUGAGCCGCAAGAGGAGUCGGCGAUCGAAUUCCGUCGAAAAACUUCGAAUCUCUCCGCCGCUCGAACUCACAAAACUUUGAGCAAUGUACAACAAUAUGGGAACACCAGCAGGGGUUCCGCAGCCACCACCUAGUGCUCAACCCAAUCCAUUUGGAAAUUCAUUUUAUGGAGCUAGUUCUGGGCUUAUAAGAGGUGGUCUUGGUGCAUAUGGGGAGAAAAUUUUGGGUUCUAGCUCUGAGUAUGUGCAGAGCAAUAUUAGUCGGUACUUUUCUGAUCCUCAGUACUAUUUCCAAGUGAAUGACCAAUACGUCAGAAACAAAUUGAAGGUGGUUUUGUUUCCAUUUUUUCACCGGGGUCACUGGACACGAAUAAGUGAACCUGUUGGGGGAAGGCUUUCCUAUAAACCCCCAAUUUUCGAUAUCAACGCACCAGACUUGUAUAUCCCAUUUAUGGCAUUCGGCACCUAUGUUGUUAUUGCUGGCUUCUUCUUGGGUCUUCAGGGAAAGUUCAGUCCUGAAGCUCUCAACUGGCUGUUUGUGAAGGGACUGAUCGGGUGGUUCCUGCAAGUAGCCCUCCUCAAGAUCACCCUCCUCUCACUCGGGAGCGGGGAGGCUCCCUUACUGGACAUGGUGGCCUAUGCAGGCUACACCUUCACGGGCUUGGCCAUUGCGGUCCUGGGUAAGAUCCUGAUGAGUUACUCGUACUAUGCCCUGAUGCCAUGGUUCUGCCUGUGCAUGGGUAUCUUCCUCGUGAAGACAAUGAAGAGGGUCCUGUUUGCUGAGGUGAGAAGCUAUGACUCGAGCAGGCACCAUUAUCUGUUGAUUUUGAUCGCUCUUGCCCAGUUUCCACUCUUCUCUUGGCUCGGUAACAUUAGUGUCAAUUGGCUUUUCUGAUUUUGGAGGCGGUUGCUUUGUUGUAUCCAGCUUUGGAACUGCAAGGCCAUGCUUGCUAGGAACCUGUAGAAAGGGUAUGAAAUAGAACCUCAGUCAAUGAGGCAUAUUCUGUUCCGAAUUACCAAACUUGAUAUGAUUCUAUUGAUUUUUCUCAUUCUGAAUUACAUAUUGAUAUCAA